GGUAACUCACUUCCUGUGCCUCUGCAGCUUCUUAUGCUUGCUUCUUGUUUAUGUCAGUUUCUGCUAAGGCUGUUGUUCUCACAGAUAUGGAUUUUUUUAUGACAAAGCAAGCUUAUAAACAUUUGAUCCUUUUAUGCAUGAUACAAGCAACAUGUGGAGUUCUUAUAAAUUACAAUGCUCUUGAAACUGCUGUGGAGGGACAGAACAUCAGCCUGCAAUGCAUUGUGGGAAAGGAGCAUGACAUCACAAUUAUCCAGCUGGAAUGGUUUAAACGGCAAAAAGGAAAUGAGAAAAACGAUCAUAAGAUUGUUGUGUUCCAUCCUGGGUUCCCAACACAUUACUUUCAGUCCGGUCCUCUCCUGGAGAUAGUGCCCAGGUCAGAAUCCAGGAAGCUGCGGGGCUCGAUCCUGACUCUGCAUAAAGUCAGACUGAAUGACAGUGGAAACUACAUUUGUGAAAUCACUUCAUAUCCCAAUGGCUUGAUUAAAAGAAUCAUAAACCUGCAAGUUACAGAGCCUCCAGCAUCAGUGAAGAUGUCAUAUCCAUACGGAUUCAUAAAAGAAGGAGAUGAAGUGAAAAUAACUUGUUCAGCGAGCCCUCCUCUGUUACAUUAUAAACUUAGAAGGUUGAAGGACAAGAUAUUUUGGCUGGAAAGCUCAAACGGAGAGUUCGUUUUACCAAACGUCACUAGAAAGGACAGCGACGUGUACAUCUGUUUACCUGAAUGGGACUCGGUAGUCCGAAAUCAGCAAGGUCUCAAUGCCACGGUGGAACUGACUGUGAACUUUCUUGAUGGCAUUGAGUGUAACACAAGCAGCCCUUUAAACACCAGCGUUGGUGAAGAUGUGACGGUUUCGUGUAUCGCACAAGCAUCUCAAGACUUGCAGUAUAAAUGGAUGAGGGGGGACACAACGCUGUCUCUCUCAGACACUUUGUCUCUGACCUCUGUAACAUCUGACCAGUCAGGAACAUACAAACUGACAGCUGUCUUUCUGGACAAUCAACUGCAGAGAGACAUGGAGUUUACUAUCCGUGUCCUCUCAAAGCAGAGUAAAGCCUCAGUAAACUCAGCAUACAUCGCUGUCCCGAUCGUGUUGCUGUUGCUCGCGUUGAUCGUGCUUUUAUGCAGAAAACACCAGAACCAAAAAAAAAAUGGAUAUGCCACCUCCAUUCAAACCUCCUCCUCCCCCGGUGAAAUACACAUCAGUGAGGAACCGUGAUGUGCCUAUGACUGAUAUUCUGGUGUGAAUGCAUCAUAAACCGUGGGCCAUAAACAUGCUGACAGGAAGAUUUCUUCCUAAAGGUCUCGCCCAAAAGUGAAAAUCGUUUCGUCAAUUGCUCAUCCUCAUGAAGUUGUGAUCAGUUUCGAAACACAAAUGAGGACAUUUCUAAUGAACCCGGAGACAUUUUUGUCCUUCCAUUGAAAGUCAGUACUUUGACGCUUCCAAAAGUUCAUGAAGGUAUAAUGAAUCAUUCAGUUUAAUUAAAAUAAAUGUUAAUUUAAGUUUUUAUAUUCACAUAUAAACAUUGAUUCGUACAUAGAUUACAUGAAAUAUUUAGUAUAACAUGUUUUUAAUUUGUAUUUUUGUUUGAAUUCACUUUUUUAUUUACUAUUUUAAAAACUUUUUAUGUGUUUUUUAAAAGUACUUUUUACUUAUUGUCUCUGUAUGAAUGAAUGGCUUGUCCAUCUAAUUUUUGUUAAGUUUGGUUAGCUAUGUUUUACAGACAUUAAACACAUUAUUAAAUAUCUGCGAGG
Molecule: messenger RNA, 1756 nt
Organism: Puntigrus tetrazona (Sumatra barb)
Lineage: Eukaryota; Metazoa; Chordata; Actinopteri; Cypriniformes; Cyprinidae
Product: carcinoembryonic antigen-related cell adhesion molecule 2-like
Exons: 8
Coding region: 51-1220 (389 amino acids)
Biological process (GO): inflammatory response; cell-matrix adhesion
Source: RefSeq, a predicted model, not a curated record